UUGAAUUGAACAUUCAUAUUCUGCUUUUCUUUAGUGGUAAUAGUAAGGUUGGCGUGAGUAGAUGCAUCAUUUUUAUUGCUUGGUUGGUUUAUGAAUUGUUAGAAUUAUUAGAAUUAGUGGGCUUAGCCCAUUGGGAAGAUUUACCCUAAAUAUUCUUUCCUUUUUUUUAUCUCUUUGUACUUUUCUAUUUAUUCCCUCUUGUACCUAUUGUAUGAAUAUCAGAAAAAUAAUAAAACUAAAAAUAUCGUGGUUUUUCUCCCGGUUCUCGGGUUUCCACGUAAGCCGGUUUCUUGUUUAUUGCUUUUAAUAUGGUAUCAGAGCGAAGCAACAACGAAACCCUAGAAAAAACUUUAGGAAUCACCCGAACCAAAACAGCCGCCGCCGCCGUGGACACCACCAUGGAAAAACUACUCCAACGGAUUCAGACGCCACCUAUCUAUCCAAUGGGCCAACCCUUGCCACCGUCUGCACAACCUUCCGGCCAAAAACGACUUCACGUGCCGCCGUCCAUUAAUCGCAUUGCCCAUCCCAUCCGCUUCUAUGCGUCGUUGUCUGUCUCACCCUUCCGGUCAUCCGCCGCCACACGCGCUGCCGGACAGCAACCUUCAAAACUGUCAAAUCUGUACAGCAGUGCAAAUCUGUCCGUUGACUCUUUACAGCAACCUUUCUUCUAUAGGAACGGGGAUGACCAACACCAUAACAAAUCGGGGAUUGAAGCGGGCGAGUCAUUGGCACCCUCCCGUUAUGGACAGCCAUAUGUUCGUGGUCUCGGGAUUAAUCAAACCUACAGGAGAGCUGUUUUUGAAGUUAGUACAUCCUUGGCAGAGACCGAUCUACCGAUGUAUUCCAAGAACCCGGUAAUUUCGCUUCCUCAUGUGCCUUCAAAUUAUAUAACUAACUCUGUUGCCUUUAGUGCUCAAUCCUUGACCCAUGAUAAUGGGAAACCAAUCCUCGUUUGUGAGCACUGCAAGAAACAACGGCAUACCAAGGAUCAGCUUUGGAAACUCCACGGUCGGCCCCCAAAAGGUAACAAACGUUCCUCCAACGAGCAACAGAACUAAGGGCGUACCGAUGUUAGGGAGACUGCUAGCUCCUCUCAGCCAUUGGCCCUACUGCUAGUCAGAUCAGCUCUCCUACUCUAAGCGCCAUUGCUCAAUCAGGUAUCCCUUGGCCUUAUUAGUGUUGAUGGGACGAAUCCCUGGAUUUUGGACUCGGGGGCCACAGAUCACUUGACAGGUUACUCUGAGCACUUUGUCUCUUAUACCCUUGUGCCGGUAAUGAGAAAAUCUGGAUAGCCGAUGACUCUUUAGCCUCGAUUGCUGGGAAAGGACGAAUAGUCCUCUUUGACGGUUUCUCCCUCCAGAAUGUUUUGCAUGUGCCUAAGCUUUCUUACAAUUUGUUAUCUAUCAGUAAGAUCUCCCGUGAGUUGCACUGUAAAGCUACUUUCUUACCGGAGUCUGUUUGCUUUUAGGACUUGAAUUCGGGGAGGACGAUUGGCACUGUCCAGCAUAGCAGGGGACUUUACAUCCUUAAUGAUGAUACUUCCGGUAGUAGUAUCUCUACGACUAGUUUACUGUCUUCCUAUUUUAGCACCUCUGAACAUGACUUUAUGUUGUGGCAUUUUCGGUUAGGUCACCCGAACUUUACGUAUAUGAAAUAUUUGUUUCCCCAUCUAUUUCUUAAAAUAGAUGUCUCCUCGUUAUCUUGUGAUGUGUGCAUUCGGGCAAAACAACAUCGUGUUUCUUUUCCCUCACAACCAUAUAAACCCACACAACCGUUCACCCUUAUCCAUAGUGACGUUUGGGGUCCCUCCAAGGUCACCACCUCAUCUGGGAAAAGGUGGUUUGUAACCUUCAUUGAUGAACAUACCCGUCUUACCUGGGUCUACCUUAUCACCGAUAAAUCUGAGGUUUCCGCUAUUUUCCAAAACUUCUCACACCAUUGAAACACAAUUCCAUAAAAAAAUUGCUAUUCUUCGGAGUGAUAAUGGUCGGGAAUUCCAAAACCAUAACCUUAGUGAAUUUCUAGCCUCUAAGGGGAUUGUUCACCAAAACUUAUGCGCCUACACUCCUCAACAAAAUGGAGUGGCCGAGCGAAAAAAUCAUCACCUUUUGGAAGUAGCCCGUUCCCUUAUGCUUUCCACUUCCCUUCCUUCAUACCUGUGGGGAGAUGCUAUUCUCACAGCAGCUCAUUUAAUUAAUAGAAUGUCUUCUCGUAUCCUCCACCUUCAAACUCCCUUAGAAUGUCUUAAAGAAUCCUACCCUUCUACUCGUCUUGUUUCAGAGGUUCCUCUUCUUGUGUUUAGGUGUACCACUUAUGUUUAUAGUUUUGGCCCUAAUCAGACCAAAUUCACCCCUCGGGCUCAGGCUUGUGUGUUUGUUGGGUAUCCCCUUCACCAGCGUGGUUAUAAAUGCUUUCACCCGCCGUCCAGGAAAUACUUUGUCACAUGGAUGUUACUUUCUAUGAGGAUCGACCCUAUUUUCCCGUUAGCCAUCUUCAGGGGGAGAGUGUGAGUGAAGAGUCUAACAACACCUUUGAAUUUAUCGAGCCUACUCCUAGUACUGUGUCUGACAUUGAUCCUCACCCUAUAAUUCUACCUACAAACCAAGUUCCUUGGGAAACAUAUUACAGGAGGAAUCUCAGAAAGGAAGUCGGGUCCCCUACCAAUCAGCCACCGGCUCCAGUCCAAGACUCCAAACCUCCUUGAGAUCAAGGUAUGGAAAAUUCUACUGAACCUUGCACUAACAAUACAAUGAAUGAGAAUGACAGGUCUGAUGUUGCUGUUCUUGAAAAUGUGGAAAAAAAGAACAAUGGUGAUGAGACUGAGGUCAGAACAGAAACCAGUAACAAUGAAGCUGAACGGGGUCAUACAGGGAAACUUGAAAAGUAUGAUCCUUCUCUUGAUCUUCCUAUUGCACUGAGAAAAGCUUUUACUGCCAGCCAUGACUCUACCACAAUACCGAAAAAUAUUCAUAUUGCUUUAGAGUGCCCUGAAUGGAAGAAUGCUGUCAUGUAAGAGAUGAAAGCUUUUGAAAAGAAUAACACUUGGGAGAUCUGCGCUCUACCCAAGGGACACAAGCCUAUGGGAUGCAAAUGGGUGUUCACUCUCAAAUACAAAGCAGAUGGAACACUUGACAGACACAAGGCGAGGUUAGUUGCAAAAGGAUUUACUCAAACCCAUGGUGUUGAUUAUUUAGAAACUUUUUCUCCUGUUGCUAAGUUGAAUACUGUCAGAGUCCUUUCUGUUGUUGUAAACAAAGAUUGACCUCUAUAUCAGCUGGAUGUUAAAAAUGCUUUUCUGAAUGGAGAUCUAGUAGAGGAGGUCCAUAUGAGCCCUCUGCCUGAUUUUGAAGUCUAGUUUGGUCAACAGGUUUGUAGACUCCAGAAAUCCUUAUAUGGUCUAAAACAGUCACUCAGAGCAUGGUUUAACAGAUUCACUACUUUUGUUAAGUCCCAAGGCUACAGUCAGGGACACUCUGAUCACAUUUUAUUUACAAAAGUUUCCGAGACAGGGAAGAUUGCAGUUCUGAUAGUUUAUGUGGAUGACAUCGUUUUGUCGGAGAUGAUCAGGCAGAAAUCAGUCAACUUAAGCAGAGAAUGGGUAAUGAAUUUGAAAUCAAGGAUUUGGAAAAUCUGAAUUCCUUGGAAUGGAGGUGGCCAGAUCUAAAGAAGGCAUCUCCAUGUCUCAGAGAAAAUACACCCUUGAUCUGCUAACCGAGACAGGUAUGUUGGGAUGUCGUCUCGCUGACACUCCUAUUGAAUUCAACUGUAAACUAGAAAACUCUGAUGAUCAAGUUCCAGUUGAUAAAGAACAAUAUCAGCGCCUCGUGGGUAAAUUAAUUUACUUAUCUCAUACUCCUUCUGAUAUUUCCUUUGCUGUGAGUGCUGUCAGCCAGUUUAUGCAGGCUCCCUAGAAGGAACACAUGGAAGCUGUCAAAAGAAUUCUGAGAUAUUUAAAAACGACACCUGGUAAAUGGUUGAUGUUUAGAAAGACAAACAAAAAAACCAAUGAGACAUAUACUGACUCGGAUUGGGCAGGAUCUAUUGUUAACAGAAAGUCUACCUCCGGUUAUUGUACCUUUGUUUGGGGCAAUCUUGUAACUUGGAGGAGUAAGAAGCAAAGUGUUGUGGCCAGGAGCAGUGCUGAGGCCGAAUAUAGAGCUAUGAGAGUGGGAAUAUGUGAGGAAAUUUGGCUCCAGAAAGUCUUGUCUAAUCUUCAUCAGGAAUGUGAAACUCCAUUGAAGCUCUUUUCUGAUAAUAAAGCUGUUAUUAGUAUUGCUAACAACUCAGUUCAGCAUGAUAGAACUAAACAUGUUGAGAUUGAUCGGCAUUUCAUCAAAGAAAGACUUGACAGUGGGAGCAUAUGCAUUCUGUACAUCCCUUCGAGCUGACAGGUUGCUGAUGUCCUCACCAAGGGGCUUCUCAGACCAAACUUCGACUUUUGUGUUUGCAAGUUGGGCCUCAUUGAUAUUUACGUCCCAACUUGAGGGGGAGUGUUAGAAUUAUUAGAAUUAGUGGGCUUAGCCCAUUGAGAAGAUUUACCCUAAAUAUUCUUUACUUUUUUAUCUCUUUGUACUUUUCUAUUUAUUUCCUCUUGUACCUAUCGUAUGAAUAUCAGAAAAAUAAUAAAACUAAAAACAUCUUGAUUUU
Cucumis melo (muskmelon) is the source of this 4650-nucleotide messenger RNA. RefSeq lists its product as uncharacterized. The transcript has 2 exons. The coding region runs from base 309 to 1061 and encodes 250 amino acids. The record is from RefSeq and is a predicted model, not a curated record. Lineage: Eukaryota; Viridiplantae; Streptophyta; Magnoliopsida; Cucurbitales; Cucurbitaceae.